AUGUUCCCGUCACGGAUACCGCCAACAUUGCCAACAUCGAGCAUACCGAGUUUCCUCGGCGGUCUUGGUGAGUUGCAGCGCGUGGAGGGCAGCACAGAAAGCUGGCAGUGGGUCAUCAACGAGCUGAAGCGCUGCCCACGCGACUUGGCCAUGCGCGGCGAAACACUAUUUUUACACAAGGAGCUAUAUCUUAGCAUGAUGCCGGCGGCGAUCCGAACAGCCUUGGGCCUGUCGGCGACGUAUUGCUUGCUCAACGAAAGCAAUCGACAUGUCAUGUUCCGAGCCAUCGAUGCCGAGGUAUUUGAUUUACUCCAGACGCCUUCAUUGUCGGGAGUAGAUAUAGCCAGAGCGAAGAGUGGACAGGAUGGCGGCAUGACUCUGAUCGAGGAGUUGGCGCGGCUGCAGGCGCUCAUGGUGUAUCAGAUGAUACGUAUGUACGACGGAGGGCUCGAGCAGCGCGCUCUCGUUGACCUCCAAAGAGGCAUAAUGACCACUCGGGCGUUACAGCUACUUAGGAGAUUGCGAGCGGAGCGUGACAAUGACCACGGCUGGCACGCCUGGAUUAUCGCUGAGAGCAUUCGUCGCACUGUCUUGACGAUCUACAUGUUCUAUGCCGUGUACUCUAUAGCGAUACAUGGUUUCUGUAUCGAUUUCCCUACGAUUGCAAAACUUCCUGUGUCGACGUCACCGGAGUUGUGGCACUCUGGUGAUCUUCAUUCGCCGCAGUGUUGGAGCAAUGAGAUGGGGCAGACAUUGUCAUAUGAGGCUUACACGGAGGCGUGGAUGGUGUCGCCACAUGUUACGUUGCUUCCGUUUCAGAAAUUCCUUGUUGUUCCUUGCAAAGGACUCGAAGGCGUUGCAGCGUAUAGUGAUACGGCAUUGUAG
Alternaria arborescens is the source of this 885-nucleotide messenger RNA. RefSeq lists its product as hypothetical. The coding region runs from base 1 to 885 and encodes 294 amino acids. NCBI's taxonomy places the organism in Eukaryota, Fungi, Ascomycota, Dothideomycetes, Pleosporales, Pleosporaceae. The transcript has a single exon. The record is from RefSeq and is a predicted model, not a curated record.